GAGAGACAGAACAUGGUGUUUAUCUUUGUUAUAUUUUCUGAACAAUUCUUAGGUAACUGCUCUGUUGCUGACUUGCCCCGAUUUGCUUAUUCUGAACAUGACUCAGUUCCAGAACCUGUUCCAGAGGGCUACCCUGUUACAUAUACCUGCAAAUUAGGCUUUGUAAGGAUUCCUGAAAGGAAAGGAAACACUGUGUGCCGAAAUAAUACUUGGUCACCAAUAGAAGAACCUUGUACUGGUAGCUGCACUGUUGCUGACUUGCCUCGAUUUGCUUAUUCUGAACCUAAACGUGGCUUAGGUCCAGGGCCUUUUAUAGAUGGCUUCUUUGUUACAUAUACCUGCAAAUUAGGCUUUGUAAAGAUUCCUGGAAAGAGAAGAUACACUGUGUGCCGAAAUAAUACUUGGUCACCAAUAGAAGAAUCUUGUACCGCGUCAAAGUGUGACGAUCCCAUUGUUGAGCAUGGUACAAAAAUAAGUGGAUUCAAGCAGUUAUAUAGUGAUGGUGACAAUGUGACAUUUGAAUGUAACAUUGGAUAUUUCAUGAUUGGAAGUUAUUUCAUUCAGUGUGACAAUAAUACCUGGUAUCCCACAUUGCCAUCUUGUAAAACAAUUGUUAAAGAUUUCUGUGGUGCUCCAAUACUCCCAUAUGGGAUGGUAGAGCCAGUGAGGCUUCAAUAUCAUAUUGGAUCCAUCAUUGCUGUAUACUGCAAGCCAAACUAUUCUUUCCCCGAUGAAACCAUAGAGAUGUCUCUAACAUGUGACGGCUUUAAUAUAUGGGAACCUAAUGUACAGCCUUGUUUCCUCAGAACUUCACCUGACACUUCUAAGUUCUUUCUUCAUAAUGGAAAAAUAAUCCAUGGAAAGAAAAAAAUCUAUGAGCCUGGAGAUAACAUUACAGUUGAAUGUCAACCUGGCUAUGCAUUAAAUGGUCCACGUGAAAUUCGAUAUGUUGGUGGGGGGAAGUGGUUGCCUGUACAUCCAAGGUGUUACCUGAAUGCUUUUUUUACACUACUAAUAUCAGGUAUGUAUGCAUAUAAGCUGCGCCCCUUCCUUGGUAAGUCUGACUUGGCCAUGGUGGUCCACACUCUGGUUACAUCCAGAAUAGACUACUGCAAUGCUCUCUACGUGGGGCUGCCUUUGCAAACUUCUUGGAAGCUUCAAUUAGUCCAACAGUCAGCAGCCAGAUUGUUAACUGGAGCGGUGUACAGGGAGCGUACGACUCCUUUGUUGCGCCAGCUCCACUGGGUGCCGAUUAGCUUCCGGGCACAUUUCAAAGUGCUGGCUUUAACCUUUAAAGCCCUGAACGGCUCUGGCCCAGAUUAUUUGUCUGAACGUAUUUCCUGCUAUGAACCAUCACGAAGCUUAAGAUCAUCAGGAGAGGCCCUGCUCUUGAUCUCACUACCCUCGCAAACGCAGUUGAUGGGGAUGAGAGACAGGGCCUUCUCGGCAGUGGCCCCCUGUGGAACUCCCUCCCUAAGGACAUCAGGUUGGCCACCUCCCUCCUGUCCUUAAGAAGACAACUGAAGACCUGGCUCUUGGGCAAGGUGUUUGAUUCUAUGACAGUGACAAUACGAAAAGGAAUUUGGGUUUGAUUUUUGGUUUUACUGGCAUUAUAAUAUUAUUGUUAAAUGAACUUAUUGGCUGAUUUGUAUGAUGUUUUAAAGAUGUUUUUACUGUUUUAAUUGUAUUCUUAUGAUGUAUAUGUUGCAAGCAUUGUUGAUGCCUAUGUGAGGUCUCCCUGGGUCCCCCCUUGUGGGGAGAAGGGCAGGAUAGAAGUAUACGAAAUAAAUA
Messenger RNA from Anolis sagrei ordinatus, 1791 nucleotides. RefSeq names its product complement decay-accelerating factor-like. Gene Ontology annotation, cellular component: plasma membrane. NCBI's taxonomy places the organism in Eukaryota, Metazoa, Chordata, Lepidosauria, Squamata, Anolidae. The record is from RefSeq and is a predicted model, not a curated record. Gene Ontology annotation, biological process: T cell mediated immunity; negative regulation of complement activation, classical pathway.